Messenger RNA from Formica exsecta, 861 nucleotides. RefSeq lists its product as uncharacterized. The transcript has a single exon. The record is from RefSeq and is a predicted model, not a curated record. Bases 1 to 861 code for a protein of 286 amino acids. Lineage: Eukaryota; Metazoa; Arthropoda; Insecta; Hymenoptera; Formicidae.
AUGAAAAUUCAAACCCUGAAUGGUUUCAACAUACAACGAAAAAUCAUCGCUACUGGCGCAGAUGUGCGCCUGGAACUUCAUGGUUAUUGCGACGCUAGCGAACGGGCCUACGGAGCCUGCGUUUAUAUACGUAGCAGCAAGUCUCGCGAAUUAAUUCAGGUGCAGUUAUUGUGCUCAAAAUCGCGUGUCGCCCCUUUGAAGGCAAUAUCUAUUCCAAGAUUGGAGUUGUGCGGUGCUCAGCUGCUAGCCCAGCUGAUGACCAAAGUAAAGAAAGCACUGGAGCUGGCGAUAACCAAGACGUACUAUUGGACAGACUCAUCGAUCGUCCUCCAUUGGAUCAAGGCGACUAACAAAAAAUUACCAGUCUUCGUGGCUCAUCGCAUCGGCGAAAUUCAGGAAUUAACAUCGAUGGACGAGUGGAAUCAUGUGGGAACUAAAGAGAAUCCUGCCGAUUUGGUGUCUCGAGGUGUGACUCCGAACGAGCUAAAGAUGUCUCAGCUGUGGUGGAACGGGCCUCAAUGGCUGCAGAACGGCGACGUCAUCGAGUGUUGCCCGGAAUUACCAGAGAUUGACGAGAUUCAACUUUACGAAUCAGUCGGAUCAACGGUGAUCGCAAUGCCUACGCAAAAGCAUAUCGAUCCAUUCGACAAAUUCUCAACGCUCAACAAGCUCGUCAGAGUGGCCGCAACGUGUAUACGAUUUGCGCGAAUCUGCAAAAAGGAGUCUAAACAAACGCUCACUGGUCCAUUGUCAGUCGAUGAAUUAGAGUAUGCGAGAAAACGGCUUAUAAAAAGGGAGCAACAAUCAGUGUUUUUCGAAGAAUUUAUGGCUCUGGAAAAGGGAGAUGAUAUUUCAAAAUGA